CAUGGGGAAAGGUGGAUGCCUUGGACAGGAGUCCUGUGUAGCGCAGUUGCCCAGCACACAGGUACUGAAGAAAUGUUCUGUUAAUAAACUGCCCAAACACUAAAGGAAGAGUUUUCUUAGCUGUUUUGGAAGGAAGGAUGUCGUAGAACAUUUACUACAGAUGGGUGCUAAUGUCCAUGCUCGUGAUGAUGGAGGUCUCAUCCCACUUCAUAAUGCCUGCUCUUUUGGCCAUGCUGAGGUUGUGAGUCUGUUACUGUGCCAAGGGGCUGAUCCAAAUGCCAGGGAUAACUGGAACUAUACCCCUCUGCAUGAAGCUGCUAUUAAAGGGAAAAUCGAUGUAUGUAUCGUGCUGCUGCAGCACGGAGCUGAUCCAAACAUUCGGAACACUGAUGGGAAAUCAGCCCUGGACCUGGCCGAUCCUUCAGCAAAAGCUGUUCUGACAGGUGAAUACAAGAAAGACGAACUCCUAGAAGCUGCUAGGAGUGGUAAUGAAGAAAAACUAAUGGCUUUACUGACUCCUCUAAAUGUGAAUUGCCAUGCAAGUGAUGGACGAAAGUCUACUCCCUUACAUCUAGCCGCAGGCUACAACAGAGUCCGGAUAGUUCAGCUGCUGCUUCAGCAUGGUGCUGAUGUUCAUGCAAAAGACAAAGGUGGACUUGUGCCUCUUCAUAAUGCAUGUUCAUAUGGACAUUAUGAAGUCACAGAACUGCUACUAAAGCACGGAGCCUGUGUUAACGCUAUGGAUCUCUGGCAGUUUACUCCACUCCAUGAGGCUGCUUCCAAGAACCGCGUAGAAGUCUGCUCGUUGUUGCUUAGCCACGGUGCUGACCCGACGUUGGUCAAUUGCCAUGGGAAAAGUGCUGUGGAUAUGGCUCCAACUCCUGAGCUCCGGGAGAGAUUGACCUAUGAAUUUAAAGGUCAUUCUUUACUACAAGCAGCCAGAGAAGCAGACCUAGCCAAAGUUAAAAAAACACUUGCCUUGGAAAUCAUUAAUUUCAAACAACCACAGUCUCAUGAAACUGCACUGCACUGUGCUGUGGCCUCCCUGCAUCCCAAACGAAAACAAGUGACAGAAUUGUUACUUAGAAAAGGAGCAAAUGUUAAUGAAAAAAAUAAAGAUUUCAUGACCCCACUGCAUGUUGCAGCAGAAAGAGCUCACAAUGAUGUCAUGGAAGUUCUGCAUAAGCACGGAGCAAAGAUGAAUGCACUGGACACUCUUGGUCAGACUGCUUUGCAUAGAGCAGCCCUAGCAGGUCACCUGCAGACCUGCCGCCUCUUGCUGAGUUAUGGCUCCGAUCCCUCCAUCAUCUCCUUACAAGGCUUUACAGCAGCUCAGAUGGGAAAUGAAGCAGUGCAGCAGAUUCUGAGUGAAAGUACACCUAUACGUACUUCUGAUGUUGACUAUCGACUCUUAGAGGCAUCUAAAGCUGGAGACUUGGAAACUGUGAAGCAACUUUGCAGCCCUCAAAAUGUGAAUUGCAGAGAUUUAGAGGGCCGGCAUUCCACACCCUUACACUUUGCGGCAGGCUAUAAUCGUGUGUCUGUUGUGGAGUACCUUCUACACCACGGUGCUGACGUCCACGCCAAAGAUAAAGGUGGCUUGGUGCCCCUUCAUAAUGCUUGUUCAUAUGGACACUAUGAGGUGGCUGAGCUUUUAGUGAGGCAUGGGGCUUCUGUCAAUGUCGCAGACUUGUGGAAAUUUACCCCUCUCCAUGAAGCAGCUGCUAAAGGAAAAUACGAAAUCUGCAAGCUCCUUUUAAAACAUGGAGCAGAUCCAACUAAAAAGAACAGAGAUGGAAAUACACCUUUAGAUUUGGUUAAAGAAGGAGACACAGAUAUCCAGGACUUACUGAGAGGAGAUGCCGCCUUGUUGGAUGCUGCCAAGAAGGGCUGCCUGGCAAGAGUGCAGAAGCUCUGUACCCCAGAGAAUAUCAACUGCAGGGACACCCAGGGCAGGAACUCAACCCCUCUGCACCUGGCAGCUGGCUACAAUAACCUGGAAGUAGCCGAGUAUCUUCUAGAACAUGGAGCAGAUGUCAAUGCCCAAGACAAAGGUGGCUUAAUUCCUCUUCAUAAUGCAGCGUCCUAUGGGCAUGUGGACAUAGCAGCAUUAUUGAUAAAAUACAACACAUGUGUAAAUGCAACAGAUAAGUGGGCAUUUACUCCUCUUCAUGAAGCAGCCCAAAAAGGAAGGACCCAGUUAUGUGCCCUCCUCCUAGCGCAUGGAGCAGAUCCAACUAUGAAGAACCAAGAAGGUCAGACACCGUUAGAUCUGGCAACAGCCGACGAUAUCAGAGCUUUGCUGAUAGAUGCCAUGCCCCCGGAGGCCUUACCUACCUGUUUUAAACCUCAGGCUACCGUAGUGAGUGCCUCUCUGAUCUCACCGGCAUCCACCCCCUCCUGCCUGUCCGCUGCCAGCAGCAUAGAUAACCUCACCGUCCCCUUAGCGGACUUGGCAGUAGGGGGAGCAUCCAACACGGGGGAUGGCGCAGCGGGCACAGAACGGAAGGAAGGAGAAGUUGCGGGUCUUGACAUGAAUAUCAGCCAAUUUCUAAAAAGCCUUGGUCUUGAACAUCUUCGGGACAUCUUUGAAACAGAACAGAUUACGCUAGAUGUAUUAGCUGAUAUGGGUCAUGAAGAGUUGAAAGAAAUAGGCAUCAAUGCAUAUGGACACCGCCAUAAACUAAUCAAAGGAGUAGAAAGACUCUUAGGUGGACAACAAGGCACCAACCCUUAUUUGACUUUUCACUGUGUUAAUCAGGGAACUAUUUUACUGGAUCUUGCUCCAGAGGAUAAGGAAUAUCAGUCAGUAGAAGAAGAGAUGCAAAGUACAAUUCGAGAACACAGAGAUGGUGGUAAUGCCGGCGGCAUCUUCAACAGAUACAAUGUCAUUCGAAUUCAGAAAGUUGUCAACAAGAAGUUGAGGGAACGAUUCUGUCACAGACAAAAGGAAGUGUCUGAAGAGAAUCACAACCAUCACAACGAGCGCAUGUUGUUUCACGGUUCUCCUUUCAUUAAUGCCAUCAUUCAUAAAGGGUUUGAUGAGCGACAUGCAUACAUAGGAGGAAUGUUUGGGGCUGGGAUUUAUUUUGCUGAAAACUCCUCUAAAAGCAACCAGUAUGUAUAUGGUAUUGGAGGAGGAACAGGCUGCCCCACGCACAAAGAUCGGUCAUGUUAUAUAUGUCACAGGCAAAUGCUUUUCUGUCGAGUGACCCUUGGAAAAUCCUUUCUGCAAUUCAGCACCAUGAAAAUGGCUCAUGCACCGCCAGGACAUCACUCAGUUAUUGGGAGACCAAGUGUGAACGGGCUGGCAUACGCCGAAUAUGUUAUCUACAGAGGAGAACAGGCCUACCCAGAGUAUCUCAUCACAUACCAGAUCAUGAAGCCGGAAGCUCCUUCACAGACGGCAACAGCCGCAGAGCAGAAAACCUAGUGAAUGCCCACCGGUAAAGGCCCGAUCGGAUUAAACCGGGGACUGGACUAUCACGGACUGUCUCCUGCAAAACCAAUAUUCUAUAAAUCCCUGACAGCCUAGAAUAAGCUGUUUGUCUUUCUGAAGCAUUGCUCUAGUGAUGAGUAUCGUAUGAGUAACUGAUACAUGCUCAACUGCUGCUGUUCCCUUUGAGGAAAUGUUUACAGGGGCGGCCUUUUAAUAAAUCUCAGGCUCACUUUCAUUGCAGUUUUCCAUUUCUAAAAUAAGAUUGCUUUGAUCUAGACUUGGAAAUGGAAAAAAAAAGAAAACAUAACCAGUAUGUUCUCAAAUGUUCACAGUUCACACACUACAUUUGCUUUGUUAUACCUGGCACGUGUAUAUAACAGGUGCGCAUACCCAGGCUCGUUUUUAGGUUUUUUAAACAUGUCGUUGGCUUUUUUUUUUUUUUUUGCUUACAUUGAUAAUGAGCCGGAACCUUCUUGAGGAUGUUUUGCACAAAGUCACACUGACUAAAAUCAUUAGCAAUGCAACCCAAGCUUCUGGCCGAGCAAGACUAGUUUCCACUAUUUUUUCACUUUGAUUUAUUUUAUAUGUGUACUUAUUAUAAACAUAACUUGAGGUGGAAAGGAAAAACAUCAGUGUUUAGUCCUAUCAGUUGGCCAGUCUUACAAGGGAAAGGCACAAACAUCAGCCGACUCGGAGCUCCCAGGUUCAGGGGCAGAGCUGGUGUGGGCCACUCGCUCUCCGGUACAAGCCUGCGUCCAAGGCGGUCAGGACAGCGCGGAGCCAGGAGCGCGCAGCCAGGGAGUGGUGUGGGCACGCUGCCAUCGAGCCUGGAGGGGAGACCCCUGGGACAGCUGAGGACGAGCCACUUCCUGUGCGAGGAGCAUGUGGUUCCGGCUGCUGCAGCAGAAAGGACCUCGGGGCUCUGCCAAGGAACGCCCUCAUUCAACCCGCACCACCAGAGUUGUCGCCCCCAAAAUCAGCUGCCUUAUUUCCAAAUUCAAAUUAUUGUACUUCAUGGGAGUCACAAAAAUGUUACUUUAUUGUUUCUCUAGGUUGGGAAACUAGGAUUUAACUCCUAUUUAGCAUAUAGAUAGGCACAAAUGCAAGAACUGUUUUGUUUACUGCAGAUUUGGGGUUUAUUUUGAGUGAGGUGCUUCAAACAGUUUAGAUAGGUCCUUGCACUAAAUUUUUGAAUGAUUCCUUCAAACAUCUUAAUAGACAAGGAGAACAAACACUUGAAACCAAAGCUCUUUUAGUUAUUUUUUUAAUGAAGGUGGAGAAGUACCACACUGUUACUUCAUGAAAUUAGUACUUCGUUUUGCUUGUUUUAAUCAACAUUUGCCAAGUGCACAUAGACACUUGUAGAAAACUAUCCAUUAUAGUUCUUACGCUUGCCCUUCUCACCUUAACUGGAUAUCGACUUGAGUGCAUUGAUUUUACUUGGACAUGCUGCGCACCUACUCAGCUUUGAAGCAAAAGGAGUAUGUGGUGGGAAAAAGGGGGAAACAGUAUGAUACGAACUUGCCAUUUCAAUUUAAAGCCCUGAAAACUAAUUUGUUUUUUAGUACACGCUGAUUAAGCUAUGACCUUCUUUGAUCACCUAAAGAAAAAUAGUUACAUGCAAAAAUUCUAGAAUAGGCUCUUAAAAUACACAUUUUGCUUUCUUUCUGGCUUGAGACCAUUGCUAGAACUAGGAACUGGGAACUAGUUUGAGUUUUAUAGCUGAAUCUUGCAUGGGUCCUCCAAAUUGAAUCAAGAAUUAGCCUCCAUUUUUGCUUCAGUUGACGUUUAGUGGCCCACGCUGGGUGUCCGUGUCCCGUCUGCGUGUUUCAUAGCACUAGAAUUCCAUGUGGAGCUUUGAAGUUGGAUCUUUGUGAAGAGGGCCUGUUUCCUCCUUUCCUUUUUGCUGUGUGACAAGGGGUCGAAGGAAUUGGCAUCUGUGUAGUUUUCAGUAGCUGUGAAAGUGUAUCUUACUUACCUCCCCACUUAGAUAUAGUUUAAAAUGGUAAACACAGCUGUGAUUUUUAGUUAAGUAAAAGGGUUAAUACGAUAUAGAUACCGAAAGCUUUAUAGCUUUUUUGAAAACAUAAGCCACUACCCGACUGGUUCUCUGGCGUUCCCAUCAUGCUAACUGGAUUACGGGUGUGCCCGUUUUAAACUUCAGCCUUACACUUGAGAAGUUGAACUGUGGUUCAGUAUUUAAUCUGCCCAUGUUGUGUAUCGUGUGUUCUGUGUGCCGAGUAAAGGUACCGUGUAAGGAAGACAUUUGCAGUGCUUCGUCUUGUAAUGAGUCAAGUAUAUAGUAGUCCUUGGAAGAAUGUGUACAUAUUACUCAUCUGCUAAAGAGAAUGGGUUCAUUGAUAUCUCAUAGGAACCAAAUACGUGUUUUCAAAACUUGAAAACCAAAGGUCAUCAUGAAUGCACUCAAAAUAGCAAAAGUCGAUUACAUUUGGAAUUUCCGACCUCAGCAGUGUGAAAACCCUUUGGGAUGUAAAGCACACCAUCGACUUAGGCCGAAGUCCAUUUCCGUCCUUACGUAUGUCCAUACAGACACUGGCAAGUCGAGGACUAGUGACAUGGCCUCGCCUGCGCUGGCCUCUGUUCCCCAGGCUGAGCGAGAGGGAGGAUCGAGCCCGCGGCAGCCCGACCCAAGCGCUCGCAUCAGGGGGCUCCCCGACGACGGUCCCAGCGGACUGGGAUGGGCUCCGUGGGUCCGGCCUGAGUUGCGUGCUCUGGACUGGACGCUCUCCUUCCGCUUGGCCUCCUGCCUUUCCCCCAGGUUGCUAGUCUGGAAUUAUAAUUAGCUCCAACAGUUACCUUUGACCCCACUCAUUUUCCUCCUUUCUUCAUUUUGGGUCUUGCAAAAGACUGUACUUCUCUGUUUCCACGUCACAACCAGAACCAGGUGUUAGGCCUCACGUGCUCUGCUCAGGAGAGUUGCCACUUGACUGACAAACAACAGCAUGGAACCCAGAGUUUUCAUUCUAUGCAAAAUAGUAGCAAUAUAACCAGGACUUCAUCCACCUUUUCCUUUUUCAGUAACACAAGUAGAAUAAACAAUACUAGGACGUUUUCAUGGAACAGCAUUCUGUCUUCAUUUGAGAUUGAUGUCAGUGGCCGACCAGUUUCCCUUUGCUCUCAGAAUAGCGCAGCGCACUGAUACCUACAGAGAAAUCCUGGUCGGGGCAAGCGAAGUAAUCUAGGUGAAUAUUCUAUUAUAGCCUUAAACAGAAACGUGGGUGUCUGGAAGAACAGCGCCAGAAUGCAGUGAGCUGUCUAGGUUUUUCCGUUUCGCUACAUCUCCCGGAUGCGCCCUGGAUUUCUGUGACCGUCUCUGAAACAGGAAAGUGUGUGUUUCAAAGCACCUUUUCCCCAGUGUGUCCCGAUCCCAUUUGUAUGAUAAUCUGUGAGAACAGCCUUCUUACCAAAAAUGCCCAUGGUGUGACCAUUUUCUUUUGAGCUGUUUGUUAUCUUGCAUAGUGAAAAGGAUUUCAGUCAUUCAGAGAACACUAAACACUGACAUUAAUAUAGGGUUUCAUGUGUCAAAUGUAUUUCAAGACUAAAACUAACCUUGUUUGAUGUCAAAUCAGUGACAGAGGAAUAAAAAGAAAGUAAUUGUGAAGAUAAUGUUUGCGCUUCCGUUGGACACAUCUAGCAUAUGACAAGGAAAUGCAUUUCUUUAAAACCACCCUUAAAAGUGAGGCUUCUUCAGACACUGGAUUUUGAAAUUAAUAGACAAAUAUUCUUCUUAAGAAAGCCUUAACUAUGGCAGAAACUUUUAAACCUUUGAUGUCCUAAUAAAAAGUUGCAAUUCCAUUUCUUAGUGUCUGAAAGGUGUUGGUGAGCCGGGUGUGUCAUGUAUUUCACACCUGUUGUGCUGAUUCCAUGAGGGUGUUAUUCGUAAGUAGGCCCCUUACGUGCAGAGGAGCUGAUAGAAUCAGCCCAGUUCCGUUUCUGUCUGAAACUCCCCAGCUACCAGUCACCUGGUUUGCAGAAAUGCAAGAAAGGUUUCAAAGCCAUACCCUGUAGAAUUUGACUGUUGCACAAGCUGUUUUUUAAUCAUUUUAAAAUACAAACCAUGGUGAUAAGUGAAAAGCAGUAGGAAGCUGAAGAUUUUCUAUACUUUCUAAAACCAAACGUGCUCAUGAUGUGACAGGUCUGUACAUCUGCGGGGGUUCUGCCGCCUCUGAAAUGACACUCACUGGAGAGUUGACUGCAUUUGGGAUCUUCAUUCUCACAUUUCCUUUUCUGUUUCACACUCAUCUCCGCACCCUCCCUGCCACCCAGGUUUCACAGGUGUCUCCUCUAGAAUCCACAUUGUUUUGCUACUUUUUUUUUUUUUUGCCCAUUUCUGCAGACAACCCUGAAAGUGUUUGCUGAGAAGUGGUUACACUCUGAUAAUGGGGUGUCCCUUACACACUCCUGUGUCCCUCCCAAGAUUCAGGAUAAAUGAGCUAGAAAACACAACAGUAAAAAUGAGAAAGGAACCAAAAUCUUCGAGGCUGAGAGCCUAGACCUAGAAGAUGACCUUGACUAUAUAACCCUUGUAUUCAUUACACAAAAUAUUUAAACUCUUCAUGUGCAUAUACAAUGCCUGCUUCUGCUUCCAUUGUUUCAAGUUCAUCCUAUCCUGUCUUUGUGAUAGUAGUGUUUGUCUUUGAUACCUACAGACUAAAAGGUACUUUUAUCAGCAAGUUUUCUCAAAAACAUUUACAAAACCAGCCUGGGGGACAUCUAGAAUGUUUCCUGGCAACAGCGUUUGGCGUAGUGCUUGUAUUAUCUCACUGUGUUGUGGUCCAUGUGGUAACCAUGUAGUGCCUCUGGCUCAUUGCUGGUGUUUUUGUUUCAGUCUGUAUGACUCACCAGUGGCGGGGUUCAGUCCCCUCCCCCUUUCUUUUCUGCAUUCGUCUAUUUGUAGGAUUGCCAGAUAGAGUGCAAGACACCCAGUUAAAUUUGAAUUUCAGGUAAAUUUUUUAGCUUAACUGUGUUUCGUGCAUUAUUUGCCAUAUAUUUACAAUUAAAAAAUUCUUAAUUAUUUAUGUGAAAUUCAAACCUAACUGAGCAUCCUGGUUUUUUGCUUUGUGUUAUUUUAUUUCACUGAAUCUGGCAACCCUCUCGAUCUGGUCAUGGAAAAUGGCUUACAGCAUGUAAUUCUUCUAGUCUUCACUGUCUUUCACAUGGAAUGGGAGACCUUUUCUCUGUCACCCUCUACUUUCCAAAAGAGGGCAGCGAGGAACUUGACCUACCUGCACGGUAGGUUCCUAUUUAAGGCAUCUUUACGAUUAUAUUUAACCUGUAAUUGUGCUUUGGCUAAAUGUCUAACUUACAAUACUUGUAAUUGUUUAAUAUUCAAUAAAAACAUUUUUAAAGUA
Molecule: messenger RNA, 8811 nt
Organism: Molossus molossus (Pallas's mastiff bat)
Lineage: Eukaryota; Metazoa; Chordata; Mammalia; Chiroptera; Molossidae
Gene: TNKS
Product: tankyrase
Exons: 27
Coding region: 161-3433 (1090 amino acids)
Cellular component (GO): nucleus; cytoplasm
Molecular function (GO): protein binding; NAD+ poly-ADP-ribosyltransferase activity
Source: RefSeq, a predicted model, not a curated record